CAUCUUCGUGCAUCAAUCUUCAACAACAUUCGCACCGACAGCUCCUUGUGACGUCAUCAAUUCUCCUCAUACUACUUUUUUUCCGACUCGCACUCGUCUUCCUGUCUUCACGACUCUUCAACUUCCCUCCCCACAAUUCAAAAUGGUCCACCCCGCUUCCACCUGCUGCAAGACCUCUGGUGACGGUAGCUGCGUCUGCGCCGCCCAGGCCAAGUGCUCCUGCGGCAAGGAGAACGCCCUCCACUGCACCUGCAACAAGGCUUCGACCGAGAACACCCUCUCCGGCCCUCGGUGCUCCUGCAGAGCCCGUCCUGCUGGUCAAUGCACCUGUGAGCGCGCCGCUAGCGAGAACACCCCCGUCUCGGGUGACGCCUGCCCCUGCGGACAGAGAUCCUCCACUUCUUGCACCUGUGAAAAGGCUGCUGCUGUGGACGCUGCUGCGGAAAGCAACGAGAUCGACUUCACCACCCGCGCUUGAUUACCUGUUUGUCUUUAAGUCGAUUUUUGCUGGAUUUGCUUUCGCUUGGCUGGGUGUUAUCAAUAGCAUGUACGGCUGGGGGCCUGGUGUUCAAGAUGGAGUUCUUUCGGGGGUCGAUUCUUGUUUUCGUUUACUAUGAGGGGCGGCAGUAGCAUUCAGAAUCUCAAGAAUGAGAUUGGUUUACAAUGAUAUCAAUGGGCUAGAGCCUUGAGACUAUGCCAAAUUGGAUUUGAUUUCUCGCAUUG
Messenger RNA from Aspergillus saccharolyticus JOP 1030-1, 723 nucleotides. RefSeq names its product putative copper resistance protein Crd2. The record is from RefSeq and is a predicted model, not a curated record. Bases 143 to 478 code for a protein of 111 amino acids. NCBI's taxonomy places the organism in Eukaryota, Fungi, Ascomycota, Eurotiomycetes, Eurotiales, Aspergillaceae. The transcript has 3 exons.